CAACGUUGGAGACUUCAAAUCAGGUGGAACUCGCGACGCGAUGAAGCGGCGCCACGACGAAACGUGCGAAAAGUCCAAGGUACCAGCGCAUGGAGAUGAGAGGAAACAGCAGAAGCAAGUUAGGAAUAUGCAGAAGGGAAGCGGUGGCGAUGAGCAACUACGCGUGGGGAACUUCAAAAAGUAUUAUGCAUUUCGCUUGGGUGGCGCGAUCGAAGGAAAGCUAGAAGAAGACUCUCGUCUGACCGCGUUCAAGAAGGAGUGGUUUGAAGGCAAGAAAGCGUUGGACAUCGGGUGCAAUUCCGGCGACAUGACGUUGGAAAUCGCUCGUCGAUUUUCCCCUGCGUUCAUCAUGGGGAUCGAUGCCGACCCUGACUUGAUCACCCAAGCCCGAGCGUCGUUGAAGGAGUACAUUUCAAAGCUCACCGUCGCCGAAGCCUUCCGAGAAGUGACGAGAGAAGAUCCGUCGUCGAACACCGUAGCGUCCAAGGACAUAGAUGCUGACGACGAUGACCUACCGUUGUCCUUCCGCCUCUGGAAACCUCCCACUCACCAUGCCUCCCAUGACCCUUUGCCCAACAUCGGCAGCUUUGCGUCAGGGGUCCGUUUUCCGUACAACGUGGUGUUCAAGCGAGAAAACAUCGUCCUCGACCGUCAUAGUGGCAAAGACUACGAUGUCAUCACCUGCUUGUCCGUGACCAAGUGGGUCCAUCUCUUCCACGGCGACGACGGCCUCAAGCAACUGUUUCACCUUGUGUACGCGCUGCUCAUGCCAGGCGGUCGGUUCAUUCUGGAGCCGCAGAAAUGGAAGUCGUACUACAAUCGAAAACACACCAACGCGACGACACUUGCCAACUACGACCGCAUUGCACUGAGGCCCAAGGACUUCCAAGAGUAUUUGUGCGCGACCGUCGGAUUCACGUCCGUCGAGCUGCUCAAAGUAUGCAGCACGUCCACGCAUGGUUUCAAGCGGCCGAUCUACCUCUACACCAAGUAGUAGUCCAGGACACGAAGCUCGACUCGUCCGCACUACUAUAGCUUGAAUGGAACGAACAAGAACGACGCGACCUACCUGCAUGAGGAUGACUGGUAUUACUGGGAUUACCUAGCGACGCAUUGGGCCCUUCCGCAUGUG
This is a messenger RNA of Aphanomyces invadans, 1132 nucleotides long. RefSeq lists its product as hypothetical. Gene Ontology annotation, molecular function: RNA methyltransferase activity; O-methyltransferase activity; snRNA binding. NCBI's taxonomy places the organism in Eukaryota, Oomycota, Saprolegniomycetes, Saprolegniales, Verrucalvaceae. Bases 41 to 994 code for a protein of 317 amino acids. Gene Ontology annotation, biological process: snRNA modification. The record is from RefSeq and is a predicted model, not a curated record. The transcript is spliced from 7 exons.